Hansenula ciferrii is the source of this 672-nucleotide messenger RNA. Its product is annotated as mitochondrial fission process 1 family protein. The transcript has a single exon. The record is from RefSeq and is a predicted model, not a curated record. Bases 1 to 672 code for a protein of 223 amino acids. Gene Ontology annotation, cellular component: mitochondrion. Gene Ontology annotation, biological process: mitochondrial fission. NCBI's taxonomy places the organism in Eukaryota, Fungi, Ascomycota, Saccharomycetes, Phaffomycetales, Wickerhamomycetaceae.
AUGUCAAAGGAUUCAACAUCAACACAACUAAAAGAAAUUGCAGAAUCAACAAAACCUGGUAUUUUAGAUGAUUCAGAUUCAGUUGAUUCAAAUGUUCGUUAUGCAGCUUAUGCUAACCGUUUAAGAACUAUAUUUUUAGCAUCACAUCGUUAUGUUGCUUAUACUUCAGAUAUUGGUGAAUCAUUCCGUCCAGCUGUUCCACCAAUUGCUGUAAAGGCAUGUUAUGGUAUUUCAUGGGCUUAUAUCUUAGGUGAUGUUUCUUAUGAAGCAUGGAAGGCAAAAUUAAGAAAAGAAGGUCGUUAUAUACCAGGUUUAAAACCUUGGGAAACUGAUAAAAUUCCUGAAAAGGGUGAUUUCACUGCACAACAGUUAGCUGAAUUAAAUAAAUUACCUGAUUGGAGAUUAGUUGGUCUUGAAAGAGGUUUAUUUCAAAGUAUUGCUAGUAUGGGGUUACCAGCUUUUACUAUUCAUAGUGCUGUUAAAUAUGCAACAAAUUAUGCAAAUAAAAAUAUUAAAAAUGCUGUAUUGAGAACUUGGGGUCCUAUUGGGUUAGGGUUAAGUAUUGUUCCUGCUUUACCUUAUCUAUUUGAUAAACCUGUUGAACAUGCUUUAGGUUAUGUUUUCAAAAAUUUAGAAAAUUAUCUACAUAAAGAUGAGCUAAAAUUAGAAUAA